Molecule: messenger RNA, 1656 nt
Organism: Anolis sagrei ordinatus
Lineage: Eukaryota; Metazoa; Chordata; Lepidosauria; Squamata; Anolidae
Source: RefSeq, a predicted model, not a curated record
AUGGCUACCCACGUGCCCAUGCCUCCAGGCCUUCCACAGAUGCUCAAGGCGGGCAUGAAGUAUUUCAGUGGCAUCCAGGAAACCCUCUUCAGCAACAUCACAGCUUGUAAAGCUUUGGUGCGCUGCUUGCGUACUUGCUACGGUCCGCAGGGCCACAACAAGCUGGUGAUCAACCAUCUUGGCAAGACGUUCCACACUUCCCAUGCUGCCACCAUCUUGCGCGAAUUAGAGUUGGAGAACCCUGUGGCUUGUUUGCUGCGCUCGGCUGCUGAAACGCAAGAGGAAGAGACGGGCGAUGGCACAAAUUUUGUUAUCCUCCUGGCGGGGGCACUUUUGGAGAAUGCUGAGAAGCUGCUACGGUCAGGGCUACCAGUGGUCCACGUUCAGUCUGGCUAUGAGAUGGCUUGCAAGGAAGCUUUGCGCCUGCUGCCUAGCCUGGUGUGUCAUGUGCUGAAAAACCCACGUGACGUGGAUGAGGUGCGGUUGGUCCUUCAGACCAUUGUGGGCAGCAAAGUCUUUGGCCACCAGAAGUUCUUGUCCAAACUAGUGGCCAAGGCUUGUGUUUUGGUGAUGCCUCCAGAGUGUACCACCUUCAACCCGGAUCUCAUCCACUUAUGUAAAAUCCCAGGGGGUGGCAUCACCGACUCUUGCCUUGUGGAGGGGAUGGUCACCUGCAAAGAGGUUGAAGGGACUGUCAAGCGGGUGGAGAGAGCCCGUAUUGCGGUCUACUGCUGCAACUUUGGCGCACCUGGAUUGGAAUUAAAGAGCACUGUAGUCUUCGACAACGCCACAGACAUGAAGAGCUACAGCAAAGGGGAAGAGCGGCUCGUGGAGCAGCAGGUCCUGGGCCUUGCAAAGGCUACCAUCAAUGUGGUGGUGGUUGGAGGAAAGGUGGACGAUUUGGCCCUCUUCUAUGCCAACCGGUAUCGGAUACUGGUGGUCCGGCUGACCUCCCGCGUGGAGCUGCAGCACCUGUGUACGGCUCUGGGAGCCACUCUGAUGCUUGACAUAGCCGUCCCGUCUCCGGAAGAGAUUGGACACUGCCGCCGCGUCUACAUGACCGAGAUCGGCAGCACCACUGUGGUGAUUUUCAAUCAGGAUCCUACCACUCGUCCUGUUGCCACCAUAGUACUGAGAGGAGCCACCAGCGACAUGCUGGAUUGCUUGGAAGAAGCCAUCCAUGAUGGAGUCAACGUCUACAAGAUUUUGGGCAAGGAUGGCCGUCUCUUGCCAGGUGCUGGCGCAACGGAGACGGCGCUAUCGGUGCGGCUCAAUACCCUGGGGAUGUACUAUCCAGGUUCGGAGCAGUAUGGCGUGGUAGAGUUCUCCCAAGCGUUGAAAACGCUCCCUGCCACCUUGGCCGAAAAUUCAGGUCUCCGAGUCAAUGAAGUGAUGGCCAAGUUAGAAGUGCAGCACCAACUAGGUUUGCAAAACACCGGCAUCACAUUGGCCUUGGAGGAAGGCGGCACCAUCGACACCGCCAAGGGAGGCCUGCUAGAUCCAUUCUUAGUGAAACAACGAGGCAUCAGGUUGGCCACCCAGAUGGCCGUCACACUGCUGGGAGUGAGUGAAGUCAUGGUGGCCAAGAAGAGUGGCGGACCCAAAUUCAGAGGGGAAAAUCCCAACUGGGACCAAGAACCAGAUGAACUGGACUGA